Messenger RNA from Leptomonas pyrrhocoris, 2168 nucleotides. RefSeq names its product putative mitochondrial peptidyl-dipeptidase. Gene Ontology annotation, biological process: proteolysis. NCBI's taxonomy places the organism in Eukaryota, Euglenozoa, Kinetoplastea, Trypanosomatida, Trypanosomatidae. The transcript has a single exon. Gene Ontology annotation, molecular function: metalloendopeptidase activity. Bases 132 to 2168 code for a protein of 678 amino acids. The record is from RefSeq and is a predicted model, not a curated record.
AGAUUUCUUUUGUCUGGAAAAACUGCCACUUCACGACGUGGAUUCUUCUUUCACAACCAUUAUUUUUUCGCCUUGCCUUCCCCUUUCACAUCUUGUUCUCUCAGCAGGUUACACCUUUUCAAAGUAUCACAAUGUCGGAGAAUCCACUUCUGCAGCCCAGCUCGCUUCCUUUCCAGUCGCCACCCUUCGACAAGAUCAAGGUGGAGCACUACGCUCCCGCCAUUGAGGAGGGUAUGGCAGAGCAGCUGGCUGAAAUCGAAGUCAUAAAGUCUGAUCCUGAUGCACCGACCUUCGAGAACACCGUCGUUGCAUUGGAGCUCAGCGGACGGCUGCUGUUUCGCUCGUGGAGUUCCUUCAGCAACCUGUAUGCUGCCAACUCUACACCGGAGAUGCAGCAGCUGAUGCUGGAGUACUCGCCGAAGACGGCGGUUCACUCCGACAAGAUCUACCUCGACUCUAUACUGUAUCACCGCAUUAAAGCUGUGUACGACGACCGUGGCGGACUGGCCGGCGAGGACCUGCGCCUCGUGGAGUACUACGAAGAGCACUUUCGCAAGGCGGGUGCCGCUCUGGACGACGCUGGCAAGAAGGAACUGAAGCAGGUCAACGAGCGUCUUGCCACCUUGGAAAGCGUGUUUGGCAACAAGGUGAUGGGCACGCGCAAGACUGCGUCGCUGAUCGUGGACGACGUUGCAGAGCUGGAGGGGCUGUCCGAGGACGACAUCGCGACUGCGCGGAAGGAGGCGGAGGACCUGGGCCACCCCGGGAAGUACGCGCUGAUCAUCGUGAACACAACGCAGCAGCCGCUACUGACGUCGCUGAAGAACCGAGAGACGCGCCGGCGCCUGUUCGAGGCGAGCGAGCAGCGUGCGUGCCGCGGCGACGCCAACGAUACGCGCGCGGAUAUCGAAGAAAUAGCUUGUCUUCGUCUGCGUAAGGCGAAACUGCUUGGCAAGAAGAGCUUUGCGGAGUGGCAGCUGCAGAACCAGAUGGCGGACCCUGCGUCUGCGGAGGCGCUACUGCGUGACAUGGGCAAGGCAGCUGCGAUGAAGGCGAAGAAGGAGGCCACGGAUAUCCAGAAGAUGAUCCGCGAGGAGGGCGGCGACUUCGAGCUUGCACCCUGGGAUUGGAGCUACUACGCGGAGAAGGUGCGGAAGCAGCAGUACGAUCUCGACGAGAGCGAGACGAAGCCGUACUUUGAGCUGCACAACGUGCUGGAGCGUGGUGUGUUCUACACCGCGGAGCAGCUCUACGGUCUGACGAUGCAGCGCCGCACGGACCUGCCUGUGUAUCACCCGGAUGUGAUGACCUUCGAGGUUUUUGACCACACGGGCGAGUCGCUUGCCAUUUACUGCCUGGACCCGUAUGCGCGCUCCAGCAAGCGUGGCGGUGCGUGGAUGACGUGGUAUGUGGAGCAGUCGCUUUCGCUUCACCAGAAGCCGGUGGUGCACAACGUUCUGAACCUUGUGAAGCCUGUGGAAGGGAAGGUAACGUUGAUGAGUAAGUGGGAGGUCACGACACUGUUCCACGAGUUCGGCCACGGUCUGCACGGCAUGCUGAGCAGUCUCAAGUACCCAACGCUGGCGGGUCCCAAUGUCGCCGCUGACUUCCUGGAGUUCCCGUCGCAGAUCAACGAGCACUGGGCGAUGUACGACAAGGUGCUGCGCAACUACGCGAUCCACUACGAGACGAAGGAGCCGAUACCGCAGGCGCUUGUGGACCGCAUGCGCGCUGCGGAAACGUAUGGCGGAGGUUUCUCGACGAUUGAGGUGGUGAAAGCGGCGUACCUGGACCUGUAUUGGCAUCUCGUGACGGAAGAGUCGAUGCUGCUGCCUGCGGCGGAGAUGGAAGAGGCUGCGAUGAAGGCGUUCGGCGUAGGUCUGGCGGAGAUACCGCCGCGCUACCACAGCGGUUACUUCCUGCACACGUUCACUGGAGGCUAUGCAUCAAACUACUAUGUGUAUCAGUGGGCCCGCGUGUUGGAUUGCGAUGGCUUCGAGUGGUUCCUGGAGAACGGCGGUCUGACGCGACAGAACGGCGACCACCUGCGUGCGUGCGUGCUGUCAGUGGGCAACUCGGUGGACGCAAACGUCGCGUACGAGAAGUUCGCGGGACGCAAGGCGAACAUGAAGGCGUUCCUGCGCAUCAACGGCCUUUUGAAUGAGUAA